AUGGAGAUUCGAAGCGCGUCCGCGGCGAACGGCGGGCGGUGCACGCUGAGACGGCGCGGGUUGGACGACGACGACGCGCGCGCGUUGGCGGCGUUUCUCGCCGCCGAGAACGAAAACGUCGACGCCGACGCCGCGCUCGUCGGUCUGGACGUGUCCGAGAACGCGAUCACGCGGUACGGGUUCAUCGCGCUCGCGGAGGCGAUGAAAACGAACGACACGCUGCGAUCGGUGAACGUCGCCGGCAACGUCGACGCCGACGGCGACGCCGCGCGAACGUUCGCCGGGCGCGUCGCGGUCAACCACCUCGUGUCGUCGGAAGCUCGCGGCGGCGGCGGCGGGGAAAAGAAAGACGCGUUGAAGUCCGUGUCCGACCGCGGGUUAGGCGACGCCGGCGCGAUCGAAGUCGCCAACUUGCUCGCGAUUCCGUGCGCGACGACGCGAGCGAUGACGCAUCUCGGCGUGCAUCACAACGGCAUCGGCGACCUCGGCGCCGUCGCGCUCGCGGAGGCGUUCGCGAGAGGGGGCGCGCCGUUGGAAGAGAUCGCGGCGUAUAGCAACGCCAUCGGUCCGAAGGGCGCCGCCGCGAUCGCAAAGCGCUUGCCGAGCACGACGAAAGCGCUCGACCUCGGCGGGAACGCGCUCGGCGACGACGGGUGCGUCGCGAUCGCGCGCGUCGUUCGGACGCAUCCGAACCUCGUGGAGCUGCACGUGGACCACAACGGCGUCGGCGAGGCGGGGGCGAAGGCGCUUCUCGACGCGAUGAAAAGCCGGGAGAGCGACGACGACGCGCCCGGGCCCGCGGGGGGGAUUCAGCGGCUGUGGCUGCACGGGAACGACGGCAUCUCGGAUGACACGCUGCGAGAGGCGUACGCGGUCGCCGCGCGCAACGCCGCGGCCGCGGACGAGGGCGUGUGUGAGGUCGUCGAGCGCGAGAACGCGCGGACGCUGAGGGAAAAGGAAGACGCGGCGGCUAAUGCGGCGGCGGCGACGACGACGGCGGCGGGGUCCACCACGUUCGCCGACCGCGUCGCCGCGCUCGCGAACGCGACGUACCGCGCGCGAUGCCCGACGCACGCGGCGAACGCGCGCGGCGUGCCCGUCAUAGCCGCGAUCCUCGCGCGUGAAGCGAUCUCGAGCGACCCGGACCACGGCGGCGGCGACGAUUCGUUGAAAGUCGUGUCGCUCGGCGUCGGGACCAAGUUUCUUCCCCCCGCGGUCGCCGCCGCCGCGCACGCCGCGGGUAAUGAUCGCUGGCGGUCCGUCGUGCACGACUCCCACGCGGAGGUGCUCGCGCGACGGGCGCUGAUGCGACUGCUGUACCGCGAGAUCGAAGACCUCGUCGCGGGCGCCGCCGACGACGACGCCGACGGGUUCAAACUUCUGGAACGCGUCGACGCGCCCGCGCUCGGGUUCCGAUUGCGACCGUCGACGUCGCUUCAUCUCUACGUCUCCACCGCGCCGUGCGGCGCGGCGUCCAUGCCGGGAGGCGGCGGCGUCGCGGGCGGCGCGUCGUUCGGACGCGACGUCGACGACCUGGAGUCGUGGACCCCUGUCGACUCCCCGGCGUGGAAAGACGCGGCGGCGCGGCGGCACGUCGUCUUCGCGCCCUCCGUCGUCUGCGGCGCGAUGAUCAAGGGCGCCGCGCGCGUCGGCGACCCGCCCGCGCCCGCGCCCGGGUGCGUGUGGGCGCCCGGCGGUCUCGCCGCGGCGUGCGGAACCCCCGGGCGGGCGCUGUCGUGCUCGGACAAGAUCGCGCGGUGGCAGGCGGUGGGUCUGCAGGGCGCGUUGCUGUCGCAUUUCGUCCCGGCGCCGAUGGCGUUUUCGACGAUCGUCGUCGGGAGAAAGUUUGACCCGACGCGUCUGCGUCUCGGGACGUGCUGCCGCUCGAUAGGGUGGACCGAGCGGCCGAGCGCGUGGCCGGUGCCGACGCACGCGCGCGCGCUCGGGGUGAGCGCGCGCGGUCGCGGUCGAGGGGAGUCGAUCGGCGCGGCGAAGCACGGCGACGCCAUCGGGGACAAGUCGAGGGCGGACGCGGGGGACGGGGACGAGAGUUUGAGCUGGGCGAGAGGGGACGCGCGCGUGGCGAGGCACGACGGGAGGACGGGCGGGCCGAUCGGCGGGCUCGGGGCGCACCCCGCGGUGUGCGGCGAGGCGCUGUUCGAGUCGUUCGCGCGGGUGCUCGCGCGCGAAGGUAUCGGGAAUUUCGUCGACGACGCGUUCGCGCGUCGCCGCGACGGCGACGGCGACGGCGCCGCGGGGAUGUCGUACGAGGAAGCGAAAUAUGCGGCGACGGCGUACAACGACGCGAAGAGAAGUCUGCGCGCGGGCGGCGAGGAAGGGGACACGCCCGUGAAUCGAUGGCGCGGGCGCGUCGAGGGUUGA
Messenger RNA from Micromonas pusilla CCMP1545, 2382 nucleotides. RefSeq lists its product as uncharacterized. The coding region runs from base 1 to 2382 and encodes 793 amino acids. Gene Ontology annotation, molecular function: tRNA-specific adenosine deaminase activity; double-stranded RNA adenosine deaminase activity; protein binding. The record is from RefSeq and is a predicted model, not a curated record. Gene Ontology annotation, biological process: RNA processing; adenosine to inosine editing. NCBI's taxonomy places the organism in Eukaryota, Viridiplantae, Chlorophyta, Mamiellophyceae, Mamiellales, Mamiellaceae. The transcript has a single exon. Gene Ontology annotation, cellular component: nucleolus; cytoplasm.